AUGAUCCGUUCUAGAAAUAACUGUCCUAAUAAUACACAUGAAGUAGAAUUUGUUUUUAAUACCCCUAUUGAAAUUAUAUUAAAUAAAGGAAUGGGUGUAUAUACAACUUCUCUUUUUGAUUUACUCUUCAAUAACACUAAUUAUAAAUCAUUCUGUAAUUGUUUUAAAAGAGUUAAAAUAUUUAAAGCAUUGAUUAGUCUCUCAAUAGGUGAAAUAAAUGUAGAAGAAAUAGGAUUAAAUUUUCCUAUUGUUAGUACUACAUGGUUUCCAACAUAUAUUCGUUCCAAUAUUGAUCAAGACACUGCUGAUGACAAAGAUAUAAAUAAAGUAAUUAAUAUGAUUAAUUCAAGUACUCAUUUACAACAACAAGUCUAUUAUCCAGGUGGAGCAUUUCAAAUUAAUAGUAUUAUUAAAGCUAUGACAUUACAAGAACAAAACUAUUAUGGACCUACUAGAGUAGAAGGAUAUUGGAAAUAUGAUUCACCUGAACUUCAACCAUUUACAAAUGAAAAUGUAAGUAUUCCUUUUUAUCCAUGGUACUUCAUAGGAAUAGAAACACCAAAUAACAAUGAUAAUAAAAGUAUUAAAUUUAAUUGUCAAUGGUAUAUCACUGUUCAUUUUGAUAGAUACAUUAUUACACCAACUGAAUUAAAAGAAAAUGAAGGAGAACCACCAUUAGAUUUACUUGAUUUAAAUGUCAAUUUAACUAAUGAAGAAAUCAAACAAAGAGAAACACUUACAUAUCAAGCAGAAAAUAAUUCAGCAUAUGAAAAAGUAACUAUAGCAUUUCCUGAAAAAGAAGAAUCUACAUUUAUUUUAAUUAUAAAAGAUAAACAAUUAUAUUAA
This is a messenger RNA of Entamoeba histolytica HM-1:IMSS, 846 nucleotides long. RefSeq lists its product as uncharacterized. The record is from RefSeq and is a predicted model, not a curated record. The transcript has a single exon. Lineage: Eukaryota; Evosea; Mastigamoebida; Endamoebidae. The coding region runs from base 1 to 846 and encodes 281 amino acids.